UAAGUUGAUUUAAGAAGAUUAGUACACGAAAAAUCUGAAAAAUUCUAAUUUAAGGUCAUCAUAGGCUUUGUUUUUUUUCUUAAUGUAAUAAGCCAUAAAUAGAUUAACGAAUCAAAUUUGUUAUAGACCAGACAGCCUUGAUCUACCGUUAAGAGAUUUAUGACCUUAGAAGUUAUCUUUCCAACCAGCCUUUCUGUGACUUGAGUAGAGAGGGAGACAAAACCUAAUUUUGAUGAAAUCUCUAAAACAAAGCACCAAUGUCGGAGCAUCUUCCUCCUCCUCAAAGGAGGGCUUCUUCCGGAUUUGGUGAUCCCGCAUUGGUAUUCCCUGAGUUUGCUUCAAAGCAACGUGGCCUCGAGAAAGUUCAAGAAGAAGAAGGAGAAGGUGAAGAUAGCAGCUACGGCGGGAAAGGCUCUUUUGACCUGAGCUCCAGGUUCUCGAGCCCUUCCGUCUCUCGAAACGGGUUCGAAACCCCCAAAAAGACAUCGUCUCUGAAGCUGCCUGGAUUCAGAGAGGAAGAAGAGACGGACCGAAGUACGAACUCGGGUUCCUUUGUGGAUCGCGAGGAGAAGAGAAAGUGCCCUGGAUGUUUCAGAAAAUGCUGUGCAUGCACGUGCAUGUUUCUUUCCAUCGUUCUUAUAAUCUUGUUGUUGACAGGACUGUCUGUGAACUCUUCGGUGAAAGCUAGUCUGCCUCAGGUUUCUGUCACAAACCUCAGGUUCUCGAGGUUAGAUUACGCUAAUUCGAGUACGGAUCUUUUGAUGAAUGCGAACAUGAAGACGGUUCUUGAGCUGUCUAACAAGAACGACAAGCUGUUGUAUUACAGCCCCAUGAAAGCUGCUGUCUCUUCUGAGAACAUAAACCUCGGACAGAAGAGACUUCUCGGAUUCACGCAGAGUCCUGGAAACGUUACGUAUUUGAGUAUUCCCACCAGACUUAGAAAGUCAAAGGUCUAUGAUGUUGAUGCUACGUUGCUGAGAAACAAAGAGAAGAAGCUUGAAGCUGUGGUUAAUGUGCGUUUGAGUGGGAAACUGGGUUUUGAUUGGUUGGGGUUUAGGAUUCGGUUACCAACUGUUAUUGCUUGUGAAGAUGUGAAACAGAGUGAUGUGAUCAAUGGACUCAAGCCCAUGUGUGAUGUUCGAAUCUUUUCGCAAUGAAAAUCGAUUAAUACACAAGACCCUUUGUUCUUUGCUUUUAUUUUUUUUGGUUUCUAAUUUUUCUUGUUGUAGAUGGAAUAACAUAGAAAAAAGUAAUUAAUAGUUUCUCUAAAAUUAACAUCGAAAAAUCACAAAAGUAUUUAGUUCUUUUUUUUUGCAUUACGCAUUUAAAUUUUCAUAAUUUAUGUUUUACUUAAGAUUAUGGGCAUCUUUCACCAUCUGACUUAGGUUGUAAAUAUAUGGUUAUGUUUCUAAGUUUGUUGAAGGUUAGUUUGAUGUCAGAAGAAAUGGGUUUCAUUUCAUGUUAGAUGAAAGCAUAUUCACACUUUCAGAGCCGCGUUUCCAAUCUUGAAAGAGCAUGAAACAGAGAUUAUCAAUUUUUGAUUAGAUUAACCAUCUUCAAAGCAGAGGAUAUAAGUGCCCAAUGAGACCAUUCCUUGAAUAUUUUCAGUCAGAAGCUUUUUUUUUCUUUCAGGAUAUAAGAUAAGCUUUUUUUUACCAUACUCAGUUUGUCUCUCUUUGUAAUUUAGAAUUAUAUAUUUUUUUUAAAAAGGGCUUUCAUAUUUAAAUUGCAGUGCUGAAAAUAAAGUUACAAGGCUAUGAGUUUUGACAUCAUAGAGUUCAAAGUAAAGCUUGGGAAGGAAAGAUAAUUGACAAAAUCAUAUGUAGAUUAUAUUAUUAGUUUCAUCGAUUUCUCUGUUAAAUAUAGAACGUUGGU
This is a messenger RNA of Brassica rapa (field mustard), 1875 nucleotides long. RefSeq lists its product as uncharacterized. Gene Ontology annotation, biological process: defense response to other organism. NCBI's taxonomy places the organism in Eukaryota, Viridiplantae, Streptophyta, Magnoliopsida, Brassicales, Brassicaceae. Gene Ontology annotation, cellular component: plasma membrane. The record is from RefSeq and is a predicted model, not a curated record.